Messenger RNA from Meloidogyne enterolobii, 1098 nucleotides. NCBI's taxonomy places the organism in Eukaryota, Metazoa, Nematoda, Chromadorea, Rhabditida, Meloidogynidae. The record is from the annotation of a GenBank genome assembly.
AUGCGACGAUCAAAACAUUUCAAAGGUGGAAAGUUUAACACUGUUAUUCAUUGUGUGCCCCAUCAGAAUGCUUGGAUAGUUGAACGGAUGGGACGUUUUCAUCGAAUUUUGGAACCUGGUGUCCAUUUUCUAAUUCCUUGUGUUGAUGAAAUUCGUUACCGUCAUUGUUUAAAAGAAAUGUGUAUUGAAAUUCCACAACAAGAAGCUAUUACUAAAGAUAAUGUCCAGUUAGACCUAGAUGCUGUUUUGUAUGUUAGAGUUACUGAUCCUUAUAAAGCUUCUUAUGGUGUUCAAAACCCAGAAUAUGCUAUAAGUCAAUUAGCCCAAACAGUAAUGAGAGCAGAAGUAGGCAAAUUAAUGCUCGACAAUGUUUUUCAUGAAAGGGCUAAUUUAAAUAUGACUGUUGUUGAAGGAAUAAAGGAAUCAGCAGCUCCGUGGGGUCUGAUUUGCCUUCGAUAUGAAAUACGUACAAUGACUAUGCCGCCUGAAAUACAGCGGGCAAUGAAAAUGCAAGUCGAAGCUGAAAGAAAAAAGAGAGCAAUGAUUCUCGAAUCUGAGGGUAUUUGUGAGGCUGCAAAAAAUAAAGCAGAAGGAGAAAAGAGUGCGCGUAUUCUUCAAUCUGAAGCUCAAAUGCAAGAACAAGUAAAUAAAUCUAUGGGGUUGGCUAAAGCUGCUGAAGCUGAGAAAAUACAAAAAAUAUUGCAGUCUGAGGCUGAAAUGCAAUCUAAAGUAAAUAAAUCGGUUGCAUUAGCAAAGGCAGCGGAAAGUGAAAAACUUUCCCAAGUUGUUCUUGCGGAGGCUGACAGAGAUUCACAAAUUAUUCGAAGUGAGGGGCUGGCUAAAGCUAUUUCAAUUGAACAUGAGGCUAGAGCAACUUCUCUUGAAAGAAUGGGACAAGCAAUUCAAAAUUCUGGAGGGUCAAAUGCCGCCGCUUUUUUGACUGCCGACAAUUUUGUCAAAGCUUUUUCAAAAUUGGCAAAAGAAUCAAACACUUUAAUUAUUCCUUCUAAUCCUUCAGACAUUGGGGGUGUUGUAACACAAGCUUUGUCUAUUUAUCAAAAAGUUGCUACACAACAAAAAAAUCCUUUACCUAAUUAA